AAGCUGCGGACUCCACUUCCCAUCAGCCCCUCCGAAAAAAUACUUUGUUCUCAUGGCACGUGAAUGGUAGUCAUACGACUCGUUCAACUCAGAAGGCAUUUGUACAAAGGAAACAACGGUUCCCGGAAUAACUGAAUUGGCCGCUUUAUAUUUGAGCAAACUUGCAAAAUGCCCGUACAUUGUCUGCCGAUAUGGAUAUUUUUUCUUUUACUUGCCUUGCCGUCAGGAGCCGGAGCUAGGUACACUGCGGACUGGGACAGUCUUGAUUCGAGACCGCUGCCAACCUGGUAUGAUGAAGCCAAAUUUGGGAUUUUCGUUCAUUGGGGAGUUUUCGCGGUCCCCGGAUUCGGCAGUGAAUGGUUUUGGUGGCACUGGCAAGGCGAUCCGAACCCGAAAUAUGUGGAAUUCAUGAAGAAAAACUACCCUCCAGGAUUCACUUACCCACAGUUUGCCCCUGACUUCCGUGCACAGUUUUUCGAUCCAGACCAAUGGGCUGAAAUCUUCGAGGCUUCGGGUGCAAAGUAUGUGGUUCUAACAUCCAAGCACCAUGAAGGCUUCACGACGUGGGGCUCCCCACACUCCUGGAACUGGAACUCUGUGGACACGGGUCCUCACAGGGACCUGGUGGAGGACCUGGGAGUCGCUGUACGAAAAAGGUCCCUACACUAUGGCCUAUAUAACUCCCUAUAUGAAUGGUUCCACCCUCUUUACCUGUCUGAUAAAAAAUCGGGCUUUAAAACACAGGAGUUUGUAUUCAACAAGCUUCUACCAGAACUUCGUGACCUUGUUACCAGGUACAAGCCAGACCUGAUAUGGUCAGAUGGGGACUGGGAAGCACCAGACUCUUACUGGAAUUCCACUGAGUUCCUGGCCUGGCUCUACAACGACAGCCCUGUGAAGGAUUCGGUGGUGACCAAUGACCGCUGGGGGGCUGGCUGCAGCUGCAAGCACGGAGGAUACUACAACUGUGAUGACAAGUACACCCCGGGACAGCUGCCCAAACAUAAGUGGGAGAAGUGCACCUCUGUGGACACCUACUCCUGGGGCUAUCGGAGGACUAUGAGGCUGAAGGAGCUGCUGGACCUGCCCAGUAUUAUACAGGACCUGGUUCGCACUGUGGCCUUCGGGGGAAACUACCUGCUGAACGUGGGCCCCACGGCAGAGGGGACGAUCCCGCCGGUGUUCGAGGAGCGCUUGCGGGGUUUGGGCGACUGGCUGAAGGUCAACGGGGAGGCGGUGUACGCUUCCCGGCCAUGGAGGGUGCAGAGUGAGAACUCCACCCAGACCGUGUGGUAUACCUCGAAGGGCUCCCAAGUUUACGCUUUCAUCCUUGUCCGACCGUCAGAAUCCUGGCUGAAGUUAGCCGAGCCAAUAACGUCGCCCUCUACAAAGGUGACGUUAUUGGGGUACUCUGGACAGCUGAGCUGGUCUGCCCUGCAGCCCAGUGGCCUGACGGUGCAGCUGCCUCUCGAGCCUUUUGUGAACGGCCACGGGUGGACGCUGAGGCUCGAUGACGUCAAGUGAAGCUCUUGUGCUUUAAAAAUGGAAUUUUAUAUCAAGUUUAAUCUACCAAGGUUUCCAUGAUAAGAAAAACAUGAAACAUCAAUUCACUUAAUCUGCUUCAUGCAAGUUAAUUCUAUUUUUCACUAUUUUUGUAUGUAUUUUUAUAACAAAGAAAUAAAAAUGUUUGAGUUA
This is a messenger RNA of Anguilla rostrata (American eel), 1695 nucleotides long. Its product is annotated as tissue alpha-L-fucosidase-like. Gene Ontology annotation, molecular function: alpha-L-fucosidase activity. The transcript is spliced from 8 exons. NCBI's taxonomy places the organism in Eukaryota, Metazoa, Chordata, Actinopteri, Anguilliformes, Anguillidae. The coding region runs from base 169 to 1524 and encodes 451 amino acids. Gene Ontology annotation, biological process: fucose metabolic process; glycoside catabolic process. The record is from RefSeq and is a predicted model, not a curated record. Gene Ontology annotation, cellular component: lysosome.